AUGACUGAUCCGCGAAGGGUUUCGCUGUUCAACCGCUGGUCACAGAAGCAGAACGAAGUCGCCGCCACCGGUUUCGAGGACAUCAACGAGGAGGAGAUCAUGGAGUACAAGGAGGCUUUCCGGCUUUUCGAUAAGGUAAUCUAAUAGUGGCUGGGGCUGAUUGAGAGCUUUGAGUUAAUUAGGUUCUCGAAAAGAUAGUCAGUAAAGUUGAAGCCCCCACCAAUGAUCUUCUCAAGACUGGACUAUCUGGACCUCAAAAAAAAAGAGGAAAAAUCUCAAGAACAUCAAAAUCAGUGAACCCACACCAUAGAACCACCUGAAAUAUCUGUAUUUUGAAAUAAGAUAAGCUGGAGAAAAAAUCUGAGCCGAAUUCAUGAAAUUCGAUUACCACUUGUCCAACAAAAUAACUCAGUUGGGGUUAGGUCAAAACAAGUUUUGAAUAUUUUUCAAAAUCUGGAGUAAACAAAGUUCUCCGCAAGUGAGUUGAGCAUUUGGAUGAAAUCGAAUUCCAAGACGAGAUGUUUGAACUGGAUGUGGAUCAGGGAGACUUCUGGAGUUGGGUCAAACUAGACCGACUAGGUAGCUUCUAGAGAGAGAGAGACGAUCCAGACACCAACCUUAGCCUAAACAUGAAAAAAAAACCCUCAAGGUCAGACUGUUUCAGGACGGCAACGGUUCAAUCUCCUCGAAAGAACUUGGCGUCGCGAUGCGGUCCCUCGGUCAAAACCCCACCGAGCAGGAGCUGCUCGACAUGGUCAACGAGGUCGACAUUGACGGCAGCGGGACCAUCGACUUCGGCGAGUUCUGUCAGAUGAUGAAGCGAAUGAACAAGGUUUCUUUAUUGCGAGUGUAGAUGAUCAUUGAGAUGGUUGCAGGAGAAUGACAGCGAGAUGAUCCGCGAGGCGUUCCGAGUCUUCGACCGCGACGGGAAUGGCUAUAUCACCGCCGACGAGUUCCGCUACUUCAUGACGCACAUGGGCGAGCAGUUCAGCGACCAGGAAGUCGACGAGAUCAUCGCCGAGAUUGAUAUCGACGGGGACGGACAGGUUGGUAAAGCUUAUUCUUGACAAGUUGUUAGAUCCUUUACUAUCGCUACCUACUGCUCGUGGGAAAACGGACACUUAACACCCAAAAAGGCCUCCCUUGUUAGCUUUAUGGUUCGAUUUUAGCCGCUUAAGAAUUUUCAAAAUAAUCCACUUCCUCUAAUAACUUUAGACCUCCAAAACCGAGUAAAAAGUCUUCACGGAACUUCUCAAAUAUAGUUAUUAUCGCCUCUUUUCCCCAUACUCUAUCAUUAUAUUCCAACUUUAACCGCAAUUUACGCCCACCAGAUGAACCUAAUUACGGGGGGAUCGCGCUAUCUUCAGUCGCAAUUUCACAAACGAAGUGCGACGUGGUAAAUAUUUUUAUUUUCACCCUUCGGCUUUGAAAGGAUUCUAGUCUUUUUCUUCUUGUUUUGAAUAGAUUUUUUAAAGUUCAAAAAUGAAGGUGCAAAGUUCGAAUAGUUCUACGGAUAAAAAAAUAAAAAGAAACUUAAAGAAUUGGAAUUUGAAAAAGGAUACAUUUUUUUCUAAUGAGACUUCCUUCACUAGAUCCACCAUAUUUUUUUCUCAGGGAUUCAUAAUUUCUAAAAAAACGGUGCAGCAAGCUUUUUGAUACGGCAACCUAAAAAGAAAAUCAAAAAAACCAAACGAAGCAAAAACUACGCCAAAAAAACCAGUCAAAGGAACUGAGCCUAAGACUCUUCGUUCUACAGCUAAGACCCUUACCAACUGAGCUAAGUUGAUAAAAAAGCAUUUUCUAUAAUUAAGUGAAAAAUAAAGAAAAAUCGGGCGCACAACUGAAGCCAAAAAAUUCAAAAAAGCUAGAAUUCGUCAAAAAUCAGCCAAAGGGAAUUGAACCAGCAAGCUUAAAAAUUCAUCAGAGAUCGAACCAAAGACCCUUUGAGCCUAAUUUAAACACACUAACGGCAAAAAUCCGACAGGGCCCGAAAUCAUGACCUUCCGAGUCUCAUUUGAGCCCGCAAACGGCAAAAAAACCAACAGAGACCGAACUCGGGACCCUCAAAGCCUCAUUUAAACACACAAACGGCAAAAAUCCGAUAGAGACCGAACUCGGGACUCUGUUAAGCUCAUUCAAACAAAAAACAGCAAAAAUCUAACAGAGUUCGAUCUCAUGACCCUCUAAACCUCAUUCAAACGACAAAAAAGGCAAAAAUCCAACAGAGACCGAACUCUGGACCCUCCGAGCCUCAUUCUAGCACACAAACGGCAAAAAUCCAACAGGGACCCAACUCGGAACCCCCAGAAUCUCAUCGAAACACCCAAACCUUUACCUUAUACAAAUAUUUCAAUUUUCAGAUCGACUACGAAGAAUUCGCUUCGACGUUCUCCCACUAA
Molecule: messenger RNA, 2399 nt
Organism: Caenorhabditis auriculariae
Lineage: Eukaryota; Metazoa; Nematoda; Chromadorea; Rhabditida; Rhabditidae
Source: the annotation of a GenBank genome assembly